GGGCUGGUCUGCGUGUGGGACCAGCGAAUGAGCACCAAGCUGUGGGAGGUGCACGCCAGGCACCCAGUUCGCCACCUCCGCUUCAACUCCCACAGCCUCAUCACGGCCAACAUCCCCAAUGAAAAGAUUCCCCGAGGGGCCAGCAUCACGGACGACGACUUGACCGCUCACCGAAGGCACAGAGGCAUUAUCUACGCCUACGAAUUCUCCACAGACAAGCUGGUGGCAGAGAGCGUCCUUCCUAUCUGCCGCUCCUCUUACAACGAAGUGGCCGGCUACAGCUACAACAUUGGCCUUGUGGUCCCCUAUGACGACAUCUAGGCAGGGUGGGAAGAAGGGAAGUCCAGCUGAGCUGGACCCUGGAGAAGGAGAACCCCAAGGAUGGCGUUCCUGCAGACCUCUUUGGAGGGCUCGGAAGCCACGGGUUGGCCAAGUAGGCAGCAGAAGAAGGGGGGCACAUGGGGGUCCCACAGCUUUAAUAACAGUGCUGUGGGAACGUAGAAGAG
Protobothrops mucrosquamatus (brown spotted pit viper) is the source of this 506-nucleotide messenger RNA. Its product is annotated as F-box/WD repeat-containing protein 8-like. The record is from RefSeq and is a predicted model, not a curated record. Bases 28 to 321 code for a protein of 97 amino acids. The transcript is spliced from 3 exons. Lineage: Eukaryota; Metazoa; Chordata; Lepidosauria; Squamata; Viperidae.